Molecule: messenger RNA, 1023 nt
Organism: Amaranthus tricolor (Joseph's coat)
Lineage: Eukaryota; Viridiplantae; Streptophyta; Magnoliopsida; Caryophyllales; Amaranthaceae
Exons: 1
Coding region: 141-767 (208 amino acids)
Source: RefSeq, a predicted model, not a curated record
GUCUUCUUAAAUACCUUUCCUCUUAUAGAAGACAAACCCUCUUCUUCUCCAUACAAACACACACUAAACAAAAGAAAAGUAAAGAAAAACAUUAAUUGUACCUUGUUUUUGUACAAUAAAAUCUCAACAAUAACUAGAAAAUGGAGCAAAAUAUAACAAUGUUAUCAAAGAAGGUAUGGAAUAUAGUAAGAGUGGCAAUCUACAUGAUAAGGAAAGGCUUAUGCAAGAAAAAAAUAUUCAUGGAUCUCAACAUGAUAAUGAAGCGUGGCAAAAUUGUAGGAAAAGCCCUAAAAAACCUAAUUUUCCACCAUCACCACCACCAAAACCACCUCGUCUUGGCCUCUCGAGGCAUCGUAGGUGGGGCAUCCAACUUUCCUUACGAUGGUCGAGAGUACGAGUUUAGUUGUAGUAACACCCCUUUAUAUCAUCAUUUUUUUAACAACAGGAAAAAAUCCCACGUCCAAAAUAAUGCUCAAUAUUACAUACCCUCUCCUAUGCCCUUGGAAGAAGCCGAUAACGUAACAAUAGAAGAAGUCAACAAAAUGCUUGAAAUGAUGUUAAGUAAUGAACAUGUAAUAACUACUAGUGGUUUGGCAGCUUCUCCAACUUUGCCGGGCCUUGGGUUCGGGCAAAGCCCCAUGGUUCGGCAGUUACAAAUUACGGACUCUCCUUUUUCGACACAAUAUACAAACGAUAACAAGUACGUAGAUCAAGAAGCGGAGGAUUUUAUUAAAAACUUUUAUUUCCAACUUAAACAACAAAAUUAAUUAAAACCCUAAAAGAUUUAAAUUUGUAUUUAUUUGGAAAGGGGCCAAAAAUACACCAUAAUUGGGUUUUUUGUUUGUAUUCUAGAGUUAGGUCUUAUUUCAUAUUUUUUUUAUUAUUUCUUUUAUUAUAGUGGAAAGAAUGUUUUUGUAAAAGAAAAGGAAAAGACUAGUGAGAUGUACUAUUAUAAUAAUAAUAAUGUUUAAAUUUAAGAAAAAUUGCCUAGAAUAAUCUAACAUAUUUUGUGAUUUUUCUAUA